Messenger RNA from Durusdinium trenchii, 1557 nucleotides. The record is from the annotation of a GenBank genome assembly. Lineage: Eukaryota; Dinophyceae; Suessiales; Symbiodiniaceae.
AUGGCCGUGACCAAACGUGACGUUUGUAGGCUGGCGCAGACAAAGAUGCCACCACUCAAGAGGGUGAAACGGCUUUGCAUUCCGCGCCCACAACUCUCCAAAUCCACCCAGCGCAAGGACACGCUCCCAACAAUCCGUGAAGAUGAAUGCGAGGAUUUGGAGCAAGAGGCGUCCAAGGUCCAGGAGAAGCUGAACAGGACCUUCGGGGAUCUCACAGGCGAUGUGUCCCCCGAGCUGGUCGAAGAGAUGAUCAGCUUCUUGCAGGCGGCUCCACAGCUGGACCGUACGAAGGCUCUGCAGUUCCUAGCGCCAAGGCUUCGAUCCUUAGCGCAGAGUGAAGCUGGCUCCCGCAUUGCGCGGUGUGCCAUUGACGUGGCCACGAGCCGCGACAGGGCCACUGUCCUGUCGGCCUUUCAAGGCUCCGUGAUGGAGCUGUGCAAGUCGGGCCCAGGCCACGAAAUCCUGGUCCUACUGAUCGACUGCAUUCCGGUGUUCUCGCUGAAUUUCAUGAUCUGCGAGUGCAUUGCUCAUUGUGAGGAAUUGGCCCUCCACAGAUAUGGCUCAAAUGUCAUUGAGUCCAUCCUCUUGCACUUCCACCCUGGGCAACUCAGUGAGUUCUUCAUGAAGCUUUUGGAGGCGUCCCCUCGACUCACGCGAUCACCCUACGGCAGCCGUGUGCUGCAGACCCUGAGCGAGUAUGGUGGGACGAGCUGUCGAGAGCUCUUGAUCCGGCAAAUCUCGCCCGAAGCGGCGCAGCUGGCGAUGCAUCGCACAGCGUCUCAAGUGAUUCGAAAGUUGCUUGAACUUGGUGAUGCAACUGGACAGCAGCUCCUCGCCGCAGCGCUGCUCGAGGCCGUCCGGAGGAACUCGGUGCAGGUCGUCAACAUCGCAUGUAGCCGUAGUGGUAGUGCUGUGCUCCAGCAGAUCUCGGCCAUGGAGGUGCCCGAGGCGGAAGAACUUCAAUCGCGGCUCACCGAGGCCUUACCUGUCUUAGAGAAGUCGCGCUAUGGCCGACGGCUUGUGCGAGAGGGGCCCUGGCCACCAAUGAUUGAUAGGAAAGCGGCGGAAGAGCACUUCUGCCUUUCCGACGCCCGGGUGAGCGGUUCCGGGGCUUCUGCCGUGCUCUCGACGUGCAGCGCACCCGCCAAUCUGAAAAGAGACCUCCAGGGCUCGGAGGGCUUGGGAGGAGUGGAUUGGCCCACUGUGACAUGCCGGUGUUUCACCGCGCGGUCCACCGCGUGGCAGACGGAGUGGCAGCGUGAUCCGGUGAACGGGCUUCUGUCCGACAUCUCCUUCCAGCAGAUUGGCGGCCGAUGCAAGAUAGUUUACAAGGAUGACAUCGUGAGCUGUUUGCGAGGAGAUAUUGUGGUUUCAGAGCGCUUCCAAGCUCUAAAGAAGAAAAGGUUUGAGAAGGAAGAGCAAGAAGCGAAACAGACGAGGGUUCUUCACGGCCAUGACGAAAGGUGGUGUCGCAGGGGUGUCCGAACUGACGCUUGCCGCUGUGCUGGGCAAAGAGGCAUGCGCAACAACGCCUUCAACGUGACAGGGAGCGGGUGA